GAUUCCUCAUUGACAACGAACGAUCAAAGUCCAGAUAUUUAUAUGCGUUUUUAUAGUACUGACUGACAGUCAGAUCACGAGUAUUUAAAUAACACCUGUUGCCGGGAUUAUUCAGCCCAUCUGCCUGCCAUCAAACAAUGUGCGUGUAUAUUUGUCUAUAUAUCGAAGUACGGGAGAUGUGAUGGAACUUAAUGUCAAAUAACUAUACAACUGUGCGCUGCGCAGUCACUGAACCACCCCGAAUACUUCUGUCAAUGCGAAAUAGACAUCGACUUUUUUUCUCUUCUGUGUUACAUCAUCACCUAUCGACGGAGAUAUCGUCGAAGCGUGACCAAAGAUUAAGCGGGUAGUCUUCGUUAUUUGUUAUCCAGUAUAACUGAUUUAGUUCAUCUAUGGUGUAUCGUCUGACAUGGCGGAGCUGCCAGGCGGUUACGGGGCCGUGUUGUUUGCUCUCCUCGCUACCCUAAUAUGCGCCGUCGCUCGCCGUCUCAUCAGGCGAUUACCAGCGGGGGGCAGCGCACGAAGGUAUGCCGGGGAGAUCGUGUGUACGUUCCAGCUAGUCACGGGAAUGCUGGAAGGUGAUGUGGUCAUGGAGGAGAACGGCUUGGUGGCCUAUGUUGUCUACCUGUGGUUCCUCUUUGUACUUCUUGGCUUCACCUUCGAUAAGGACUGCACAGCUAACCUGGGUCUGGCCUGGCAGGCAUGGUUACGUGGGGAGGUCGAUGCCAUGGAUGCCAUCAGCACAUCUUGCUCCCAGGUACUUGGAGGCCAGCUCGCCUUCCCGUACGCCAAGCGUCUCUGGCGUACCGCCCCCACGGCGCGUCACGGCAUCAAGUGGCAGGCCAUGAUACAGGAGCAGUGCAACUCUGCGCUACACGCCUCACUGCUGGGCGGCGUAGCGGCAGAAGCCCUGGCCACUCUGUUGUACUUCGCCGCCAGGAAGUACCUGAUGCCGCGAGGCAAAAUGAGGAGCAUUGCCUUCGAUUCUGCCGUCCAGGUUGUCAUUAUCGCAUUAGGUGCAGAGUGGACCGGGAUGAUGUUUAACCCCGCCCUAGCCUCGGCCUUGACCUUCAACUGCCGCAAUCACCCGGUAGGCGAGCACCUAUUGGUCUAUUGGGUGUCACCGCUGGCAACCAUUGCUCUCUUGCAUGCUGUGACGACGCGGGGACCAGUCAAAUCUGUGACUAACGGGACCAAGAAAGCAGAAGCCAAAUCGUCCUGACUUUGAGAACAGGAACGGUAACGCGCCAACGGCACAAACCGAAAUUGUAGCCACAAAGUAACGAUGUUUGAUACGGCCUUUAUAAUUAUGUAUACAGGGUGAGUCCAAAAAA
Molecule: messenger RNA, 1334 nt
Organism: Patiria miniata (bat star)
Lineage: Eukaryota; Metazoa; Echinodermata; Asteroidea; Valvatida; Asterinidae
Product: aquaporin-12-like
Exons: 4
Coding region: 410-1222 (270 amino acids)
Cellular component (GO): cytoplasm
Molecular function (GO): channel activity
Source: RefSeq, a predicted model, not a curated record